AAUAAAGUCAAUUUAACAGACUUGUGGUAUUGAGUAAAGAAUUUGGGCAUGAAAGGAUUAUUUGAAACACGCGUAUGACAAACCAGUGCAACAUCGUAGAGAGUCAAACGCAGCUGUUGCAAAAACUUCGAUUAAGGAAGGAAACUGUUUUAAAACAGGUGGCAUUUAAAUCGUAUAAUUUAAUACAAUAUUAACGCUAUGGCUAAGGUGAUCGCCCAAGAAACGUUCGAUGAAAUUGUGAAAGAAAACAUUGUUGAGUUUUCUAUGUCGGUCAAAGAGGCAAAAGAAGAAACGAUCAAGCAAUUUGAGGCGCAAGGCAUACAUUUGGGUAACAUUAUCAAGGAUCUUAGCAUUGACCCCGAAACCGGCGUUCCUUUGAUCACCAUUAGUGUUCAGGCACUGAAAAAGCUCACCGAGGCGAAAGACUUGGAUCCGGAAAAAAUCUGCCCUCAUCUGGAUGUAGUUAUUGAAGAAUGCAAAAUAAGUGUCCCUCAUCGUGUACUUGCAGCAAAGCUUGGUGCGUACGAUUGUAUUGUUCGCACUCUCGAUACUGAAGAUAACUUAAAUGCAGAAGUUUUACUAAAGCUGUUAGGGGCCGCUAACGCGAUAGUGAACAAACAGCCCGAUGUAUUUACCCACGUGUCUUUGGCCGUUGCAUUGAAACAUUUAAAAUCGGCAACUGAUCCGACGGUUGCAUGUGACUUAUUGAAGUGGCUGCAAAAAGCAUGUAUUCUGCAUGAAACGAACCGCCAAAUGAUCAUGGAAGAGGCCCUUGUCAUUCCGACCUUUAAAACGUACCUUUCCAGACAGGAACCUGAGGUAAUUCGGAAUUUGUGCGCUUUGCUUCGUUAUCUUAUUUUAGACGAUGAUAUACGGGUCGAAUUCGGUAAAGCUCAUGAACAUGCUCGCCAGCUUGCUUCGGCGUCACUUGCGGAUAUCACGCAGCUGCUUACUAAAUUUAAAAGCGAACCAGAAUUGGUCAGUGACCUUAUGUUAACCAUCGCUUCGUUGACGGUUCGUAAUGAGUUCUGCCAAACGGUCGAAGAAGCUGGUGGACUGCAGUUUAUUCUGGAUGCAAUGGUUGAAUUUCCUGAUUCGGUUAAAAUUAUUCGUGAGGCAUGCAAAUUGAUUAAAGCACUAGCUGGAAACGAUGUGGUAAAGCUGCACAUAAUCGAGUGUGGGGCAGCUCCAUUGCUUGAGUCUGCUUUAAAUCGGCACAAAGAUAAUGAACCUUUCGCCAGGCAUGCGUUGGCAUGUAUCUCUACAUUAGCCUUACGAGAAUCCCUGAACAGCAAGGCACUAUUCGAGACUGGCAUAUCAGAGACGAUUAUUCAAACGAUGAAAAUACAUCGCACCAGCAAGAUUAUCCAACGUAACGGCGCCUGGGCUGUGCGCAACAUGGUGUCGAGAUCUCGCGAUCAGUGCGAUACGUUCAUAGCUCAGGGAGUUGAAGAUGUGUUAAAUCAGGCAUUGACGGAUCAUCCCAGCAUUAUUCAUGAUGUAAAGUCUGCCCUCAGGGACUUGGGUUGCAAAGUGCAACUCAAUGAAGAAUGGAAGGCUACGUCGGAAAUACAGAUAAAAAAUGAUUAAAUCGUUCGACCUGAUAGGCAGUUAGAGGCCGAUGGUUUCUUUCAUCAUUACUACUAACUGUUCGUUUUCAUCGAGAAUACUAAUUUUGCUUCUGAAGUUUGCACAGCUUAUA
This is a messenger RNA of Anopheles nili, 1702 nucleotides long. Its product is annotated as armadillo repeat-containing protein 6 homolog. Gene Ontology annotation, biological process: hematopoietic progenitor cell differentiation. The coding region runs from base 199 to 1590 and encodes 463 amino acids. NCBI's taxonomy places the organism in Eukaryota, Metazoa, Arthropoda, Insecta, Diptera, Culicidae. Gene Ontology annotation, molecular function: protein binding. The transcript has 4 exons. The record is from RefSeq and is a predicted model, not a curated record.